Messenger RNA from Pelmatolapia mariae (spotted tilapia), 664 nucleotides. Its product is annotated as immunoglobulin lambda-1 light chain-like. The record is from RefSeq and is a predicted model, not a curated record. Lineage: Eukaryota; Metazoa; Chordata; Actinopteri; Cichliformes; Cichlidae. The transcript is spliced from 2 exons. Bases 79 to 621 code for a protein of 180 amino acids.
AGUGUGGCUAAAAGAAAAGAGAAGAAGAGACAGUCAUGUUGAUAUGAACAUUAGAGAAACACAUCAUGGAGCUGAAAUAUGAUCCUGCUUCCUCAUUUGGACUCAUUCACCUCAGCUGACACAUUCAACAGCAGACAGGUUUUUGUAGCAGUCUGUCUCACUGUGAGAGUGGCAAACAGAUACUACCCCAUCACUGGCUCUGGAACUAAACUGUUUGUAACAGAUGAGCAGGUAGUGAAGCCCGUGGUGAGCGUGUACCCAGCAGCAUCCAGAGCCCACCUGGAGGGGAACAGCUCCCUGCUGUGUGUGGCCUCAGCCAUGUUUCCUCCUCUGGUCCAGUUCUCCUGGAAAAGACAGAAGAAGAACGGCGGAGAAGCGGAGGAGCUGACCCCUGCUGAGGGAGAGCAGCUGGAGCUCAGAGAGUCGGGACGCAGCGCCUCCAUCUUACUGAUCAAUCAGCAGGACACCAACACAUAUAAAUACAGCUGCUGGGUGAAGCACGAGGGGGGCACAGUGGAGGCCCAAACACAACAAGGUAAUGAAGGCUUGGUGACUGUGUUCAGCAGUGAUUCAGCUUCAUGUGGAGAUGCUGUCAAAGAGAGCAGAGGAGCAGAGGACUGACAUUUCUCACUGCAGCUCCAAACAUUUGACUCCUUUUCUUUUU